UAAACAGCUGUUGGUUUGAGAAUGUUUAGAGAAACCGGUUGUAAGAAAGACCUAGGUCCUGCCGCUACCCCCGUGGCUAAGCCGGAACUUUUACCGAUCGCCGUGGGGCGGGAUAGCUCCUAGGCUUCCGGGUGAUUUCCGGAAAUAAGGCGUCCGUGCGGAAAGCGUCUUUGCUUCUGGAAACAGCUCGGAUGCUUCCCAGGGUAUAUCCAAUAUGGAGCCGAUACAUAACUAAGCAUACAGUGGAUUUUAAAGUACCCAGAUCAGCGGAGUGGGGAGGACAUGCUGCCUACUAUUUAAUUCUAAGUCUGUGUUUUUUUGUUGAUUAUGAAAAUACCCGGAGGGGACCCAUGCCUCAGGGUCUGUUUCCGUUUUGAAGGACCCCGAGGGAACAAGGCUUUGCCCUCAUCUCCUUGUAAACUUCCAAAGUCUGUGGUCACAAGAAACCUGCCAACAGUAACUGAAGAACUUCCUUACUUGUCUAUGCCUUUGUACUAAACUAGCUAGUAUUCUAAGAUGAGUCCCGGAAAUAAAGCAAAUACAUACAUAGAGUCUCCUGUGAAGACCUUCAGAAAUAACAUGCGGUAGAUACAUACUGGGCCUCUGGGUGCCGCUGUCGGCCAAUCCGUGGCUAGAGUGAAGCAAGGCAAUCCUCUGACGAUUGUGACGCAGCGAUCUCCGCAGACUUUGGAGAAACACAUCAGGAGCCGACUCUGCACUCUCUCUCUCCCGGAAUCUGGUCCAAAUAUCUGGGUCAGGAACGUCAGGAUGUUUAAUGACUGCAAAUGAGGCGCUGCCUUCCCAGCUCACCUUUGUAAUCCCGGAGCCACCGUAGUGAGGUGUAUUCGGAUCUGAGGAGCAGCAUCGAGAAGAAAUAGGAAGUCUUCCACAGGAAAGGUGCGCAGAGCGCAGGGAUUACUGUUUCCCCUCUUGCUGUCUUUGUUCAGCCUAGUGAACUACGUAGCAGAUGCGAUACUUCCGGAAGAGACAGUCAGGAAUUUAGAAGUGGGGAAUCUCGCCAAAGAUCUGCGUCUCCGUGGCAAGAACCGUGAGUGAGUGCUGAGAAGCCUCUCUUUAUCGCCAGCGAAGAGAGCAGGGACGAACUGAGAAUGACAGGAUAGAUCUAGCGGAUAUGCCAAAGGAAGACCCUGGGCCCCUUGACUCUGAAAUCUUCACUGGAAAUCCUAUAAAUGCUUUUCAUAUAAAGGUAUUCAUCCUGGAUAUAAAUAACAUAUGGCUUUUAGUACAGACAUUUUGUUUUGAAAAUUCUGGAAAACAUCUUAAUAGGAGCAAAGUUUACUCCUAAACCACAACAGAUUUGGACCGUACAAGUAAUUCUGUACAAAUUUAUCAGAAUAGUUUCAGUAACCAUCUCCCUUGCGCCCAGAAGUAAAAGAGAACACUAGGCCAGUAAAUACUCUGGUUGCAAUUGGAGAAAUCUGGACCAGAGGAGCGGUGCUGCUUCAUGGUGGGGAAGGGACAGAACCGCUCAGGGCGAGAUUCUGGUCUUGUAUGCCAAAGCCAGUCCUCCCAAACUGAGCCACAGGAGUACAGCAGAGUCCGCCUGCAGGAGAACCUGCCCUCUACCUCCUCAUCUGCUUUCUUCAGGUGAUCCCCACUGACCUAGAUGACACCCUGUAAGGGAGAGUUCUGCACUUUCCACACAAUCUCACAGAGCAUGCAGAAUAUAUCUACCAUUCAAUAAUGACAGCACCAUCUUUGAUUUUGAAGAGUGAGGUACAUCAUGGGAUAGAAGAGAAGACUGGAGACAGUUUAACAGCCCAUUUCAGAAUCCUGGUUGAAAUGGAGGUUGAGAACUAUAAUGCAGUGUGGGUGACUUUCAGCUGGGUGUCUAGUCUGACCCCAGCUUGGGGCCCUGUGUGCCUCCUGUUUCUUCCUGACCAGUGACCCAGCACUGUGGGCACUGUUGUCGCAUGUAUCAGUGAGCGCAGAGCACAGUGGUGUUCACUGCAGCCUACCUUUGAGCUGACUUUAUGGGCCUGUGACCAGGGUUUGACUGGGCUCAGUGUCAUCCUGAACCUGCCUGUAACAGUGGACUACCACCAUGAAAACGCACAGAGGAUGCUAUGCCAGGAACUGCAGUGGGAAGUGGCAUCCCUCUUUGAUGCAGCACCACGCAUUGCACAGCCCUGCUUACCUGGUCACCAAAGUGGAUGCCGACUAGAAUGCAAUGCCUGCCUGUCCUAUCACAUGCUUCAGAUCACCUAAUCCAACUCUUCAACCUGGGGAUGCACAAGAGUGAGAUGCGUGCUGCGGUGCUGCAAGUAACAGAGACACUGCUCUCCAGGGCUUGCUGGUCACUGUGCGCAGUGGCGACAGUCAUCAUGCUGUCCCUGGUCUUUGCCUACAGUUUGCAGGAGUUGCUGUUGGACCUCAGCGACUGCCUGGUACCUGCCACCAGGCAGGCAGAGCUAGUUCUAGCUGGUCGUGGCCUUGGCCUUGAUCUCCGUGCUCUUCCUCCUCGCAGUGACUCCGCCCAUCACCCUGCACCUUUGAUGUUUCUCCAGCCCAGCUUUCAGCCUAGUCUCUGGUCCAAGCCUGGAUUUGUAGUUGCUCCCACUUCAGGGAGAGAGAUUUGCCCUAUUCCUGCAACCCUUGUUUGACUUCAGAUAUUGCAAAAUCUUAAUUUCUUCAAGUUAACUCAGGAAACAUCUUUCAACUGGAUAUUCUCUAUAGUGCCAGCAAUGAAGCCUUAAAUAUUACAUUGGAUUCAAAUGUAUACGUGUGAGUUUUAACACUUUUAUUUCAUAAGUAUCAUCCUGUUGUAAAUCAAUCCUGCUUGGAUUUUGUUGUUGGCGGUGGGGGUUGGGGGUACGAACUCUACAAGUUUACUUGCUGGUUUCUGUGUAUAUUUUCAUUUGUCUCGUUAACCUGGACAAUUCCUUUGGGGAGAGUUUUGUGCCUAUUAAUUUAUGUUAUGUUUCCUGCUAAAGAGUUCUUUCCUUGCAAUAUUGAACUUUCUAAGUUUCUGCCCUUGGUUUCUAUAUACUUGUCUUUGAGAAGCUGAGAAACUAUAGAUUUGAUUAUACAGGAACAGAAAUUCUCUUUCCAAGAACUAUUCUUGUGGUCUUUGAUUGUUUCCUUUCUUUCCUCAUUUUCCAGACCCUUCUCAUGUUGUCCAUAGGGUGGCUGCCAAUAUUUGGCCCAGUUUGUGCUGAAAAAUGUCAACCUCUGGAAUGCAGAGAACAUUUUUCCCUAACUUUUUGGUAAAGAUAAAUAAAUCACUCUAAGCCUGAGACAUUUUAGUUAGGAAUCUUUUACUAGUUUUGCAAUGAGUUAAAGAAGGAAGGCAAUCUAGUUUUAAAAUCCUGCUUUUUAAGAAAAGCAACUUCUUUUAGAGAAAAUAUUGUGUGAUUGUAGGAGAAUACAUAUUAUCCUAAUAAGCCUGUCUAAAAAUAAAGAUGUGGCCUUUUUCUUUUCAAUUUUGAAAAAUAAUGUCACUACCUCGUUUGUCUCUUAAAUUUGAAGUCUGUAAGAUGUUCCUGUGACAUUUUCCCAGUAAAAUUCCAAGAGCUUGGUAUAAUUUUUUUCAAAAUAUAUUACCUUUGGGUGAAUUAAAGUUCUUUAAAAAACUCGUAUUAAAGGUCUUUUAAAAUCCACAUAAUACAUAGACACUUCAGAAAAAGAGGAAAAGUAAGGAUAGGGAUAAAACAUGUCCUUCAAAAUUCCAAGGUUUCUGAUAAAUGUUCAAAGCACAAUGGAAAGGAAAUGAGCAGUUCAAUUUUUUAAAGUCUAGCGUACAUUCUAAAAGUAUAUUUUUCUCUUCGAUUUUUUUCAUCUUCCAGUCAAAGGGCAGUUGCUCUUCUCUGUGGCUUGGGAAAUUAUCAGGUGGUCAAGAUAUACUACAGAAGACGUAGAAGGAUGAUUUUGUCCUUUUUGUGAUAUUCCCUGAAUAGCAAACAAGGAAAGCAGAUAGCUUGGGAAUACUGGAAUUCUACUGUAUAUUGAAAUUUAGCAACAUUUAGAUAUGGUUAAUUAAAUGAACAUAGUAGCUUCUCCUUUUCAUACAUAUAUAGUAGAAUGCUUAACUAUUUCCUUGUAAAUAAACUAAAACUUAAGGAAAGAUAAAUCACGUUCAUGAGUAUUAUCUAGGAGUGCAGUAACUGGUGAGGACUCUGGGUGCCGCUGUUCACCAGUCUGGGAGAUACAGGCAGCACAGACGCAUGCAGACAAGCCCUGAAAAGAAAACAGAAAAAAUAUGAGCUGCUUAGAACCUCCGUCACCGCCAGUUUGAAAACGGUCUCCCUGAGGCUGCCCAGACCCUCCUUCUGGACCACUUUCUGCUCUGGAUUCUCCUGGAAAUUGGGUUAAUUUAGGUUCAGAAGAGCAGAGAAACAGUACUGUUGGUACCGGAACUAGGAGAAAACUACGAAGCAAGAGAGAAAUGGCGAUUCCCGUGAAGCUGCUUGGCUGCGGCAGGCUGGUCCUGCUGUUCAUUUUUCUGGGGCUGUUGCUGGAAGCCAAGGCCGGAAAGAUCCGCUACUCGGUGCCAGAAGAGACAGAUGAAGGUUUCUUCGUGGGCAACAUUACCAAAGACCUGGGGCUACAACCCCAGGAGCUGGAUGAGCCGAGAGUCCGCAUCGUCUCCAGAGGUAGGACGCAGCUUUUUGCUCUGAAUGCACGAAGUGGCAGCUUGACCACCGCGGGCAGGCUAGAUCGGGAGGAGCUCUGUGCUCAGAGCGCACGGUGUCUGGUGAGUUUCAGCAUCUUAGUAGAGGAUAAAAUGAAGCUUUUCCCUGUUGAAGUGGAAAUAAUUGAUAUUAAUGACAACACUCCCCAAUUCCAGUUAGAGGAAGUGGAAUUUAAAAUGAAUGAAAUAACCACUCCAGGCACCAGGAUCCCUCUUCCUUUUGGGCAAGACCUUGAUGUGGGUAUGAAUUCGCUCCAGAGCUACCAGCUCAGCUCCAACCCUCAUUUCUUUCUGGAUGUGCAACAGGGAGCUGAUGGGUCCCAACACCCAGAGAUGGUGCUACAGAGUCCCCUGGAUAGGGAAGAAGAAGCUGUCCACUACCUCCUUCUCACUGCCUCUGAUGGGGGCAACCCAGUCCGUUCAGGAACUCUCCGCAUUUGCGUUCAGGUGGUGGAUGCCAAUGACAACCCUCCGGCGUUUACUCAAGAACAGUACCACGUGAGUGUACCAGAGAAUGUGCCACUGGGCACUUGUCUGCUCAUAGUAAAAGCCACCGACCCAGAUGAAGGAACCAAUGGGGAAGUAACAUACUCCUUUCAUAACAUAGACCACAAAGUGGCCCAGAUAUUUCAGUUGGAUUCUUACACAGGAGAAAUAUCAAAUAAAGAACCCCUGGAUUUUGAAGAAUACAAAAUAUAUCCAAUGGAAAUUCAAGCUCAGGAUGGUGCAGGCCUCAUGGCCAGAGCUAAGGUGUUGGUCAAAGUUCUGGACAUAAAUGACAAUGCCCCAGAGGUGACCAUCACCUCUGUCACCACUGCAGUCCCAGAAAACUUUCCUCCUGGGGCUGUAAUUGCUCUUAUCAGUGUGCAAGACCAGGACUCUGGAGACAAUGGUCACACUAUAUGUUCCCUUCCUAAAAAUCUACCCUUUAAAUUAGAAAAGUUAUUUGAUAAUUAUUACCGUUUAGUGACAGAAAGAACACUGGACAGAGAACUUACUGCCAGGUACAACAUCACAAUAACAGCAACAGAUCAGGGAACUCCGACUCUAUCUACUGAAAUGCACAUUUCAUUGCAAGUGAUGGAUAUCAACGACAACCCCCCUACCUUCCCCCAAGACUCCUACUCUGCAUACAUUCUGGAAAACAACCCCAGAGGAGCCUCCAUCUUCUCUGUGACAGCCCACGACGCCGACAGCAAUGACAAUGCACGAGUCACUUACUCCCUGGCACAAGACACCAUCCAGGCGGCGCCUCUAUCUUCCUAUGUCUCCAUCAACUCAGACACAGGCAUCCUGUAUGCACUGCGAUCCUUUGACUACGAGCAGUUCCGGGAACUGCAACUGAGGGUGAUGGCACAUGACAGCGGGGACCUGCCACUUAGCAGCAACGUCUCGCUGAGCGUAUUUGUGUUGGACCAGAAUGACAAUGCCCCUGAGAUCCUGUACCCCACCCUGCCCACUGAUGGCUCCACAGGCGUGGAACUGGCUCCCCGCUCUGCAGAGCCUGGCUACCUGGUGACCAAGGUGGUGGCGGUGGACCGAGACUCAGGCCAGAACGCCUGGCUGUCCUACCGCCUGCUCAAGGCCAGUGAGCCAGGGCUCUUCACAGUGGGGUUGCACACCGGCGAGGUGCGCACUUCGCGGGCCCUGCUGGACAGAGACACGCUCAAGCAGAGCCUGGUGGUGGCCGUCCAGGACCACGGCCAGCCCCCACUCUCAGCCACUGUCACGCUCACCGUGGCCGUGGCUGAUAGCAUCCCAGACGUCCUUGCCGACCUGGGCAGCUUCGAACCCUCUGCCAGACCUAACGACUCCAGCCUCACUCUAUACUUAGUGGUAGCGGUGACCGCGGUCUCCUGCGUCUUUCUCGCCUUUGUGAUGGUGCUGGGGGCGCUCAGACUGCGGCGCUGGCGCACAUCGCGCCUGCUCCAGGCUUCCGGAGGUGUAUUGGCGGGCGUGUCAGCCUCACACUUUGUGGGCGUGGACGGAGUGCGGGCUUUCCUGCAGACCUAUUCCCACGAGGUCUCCCUCACUGAGGACUCGCGGAAGAGUCAUCUGAUCUUCCCCCAGCCGAACUACGCCGACACGCUCAUCAGCCAGGAGAGCGGUGAGAAAAAGGAUUUUGUAUCGGCACCUCAGUCUUUACUUGAAGACAAAAAGGAAACAUUUUCUCAGGUAAACUUUUUGUAGUAAAUUUAUCUAGAUAAAAAUAAUUCCUGAGUUUGCUUACUUGCUUUCACUCUUUAUUACUCACGGUUCUUCUAUUUCCCAUGUAUCUUUGUAGAUUUCUAUUUACAAAUCCUGAGAAAUCAUUCUUAAGUGUUUAUAUCCAGGUAUAUUUAUAAUCGUUCUUUCAUUGAAAAGGAGACUGUAACUAAUUAUAAUGCAGGUGGCUGGGAUGAAGAGUGUGUGUGAGGUGCCAUCCCGGUUGUGGAAAGAGCACUGCAUCAGAAACAAGGAGGUCUGGCUUCUAAUAUUGUCUUGCUUGCCUCUGACUGAAUAAUUUUAUUUUUCUGGGCUUGCAGUUUCUUAUCUGGCAAGGAUAGGGUUUGAUUAGAAAAAGUCCAGCAAUAUUUACAUGACUAAUUCUGUUCUCAAAUUUCCUUAAGUUAUAAAUACUUCCUAAUUUAUCCCUAAAUUUAAUGUAGAUGCCAUCUGUCAAGGUGUUAUUUGGGGACAUUUGAAAAGGUACAGAUUGUCUAAAGUAGUAUUUUUAGUUGUGAUAAUAUAAAAUUAUGGAAAUCCAUGUAAGCUGCAAAUUUCAAUUAUUGUUAAAUAUCUUAGCCCUUUAUUUUGAGAUAUUUUGUGCAUGCUGAAGAACAUCAAAUGUUUAAGUAACAUAUGAAAUAGAGAAAUAAAAUGAAUGACAGAAAAUUUACUAUGCAACUUGAGAAAUAGUUUCGAAGCCUCCUGACUUGUAUAUUAUGCCAUAAUGGAUGACUAACAAAAAUUAAGAAAUGCAUCGUAGGGGAGUAAGUCUAUGCUUUGACAUAGUUACUCUGCUCCAAUAAUUAAAGAGAUAAAUAAAAUAUAAAAAGAGGAAAGCAAAAGCAUAGUAAGGCACAAAUAAAAGGUAAAUAUAUAAAUGGACCAAAGAUGGAACAGAAAGUGGUGAGCCAGGCUAAAGCUGGGGAGUUCUAGUCUUGGCUAGAUGCAGGCGUUGAAAGUCAGGAGAGUGUUCCAGUAGUGUAAUCGGAACAAAAGUGCUUUAGGCUAAACAAGGGACCUGAGCCAGGUUUACUACUUGAAUCUGAAACAAGCAGCUAGGCCUCUCAGCUAGUUAAAAGGGGAAAUCGCAUAAAAGUACUGCCUACCAGUUCCUAUGGUCAUAACUUGUUGCAAGCUGCAGACUAAAGGAGAGAAGUGGGUAGAGAUGCUGGCUUCAGAAAAUGAGGACCAGGUCUCAGAUGUGAGCUGUGAUAUUCAGAAUUCCACUGCUGCACACCAUGAAAGCACCAUUGAAAGACCUAGUUAUGGCCUGGGACCUGGGCUCAGAUAGAAACUAUUUCAAAGUCAUUAGAGACAGAGUGCUGAAUCCAGGUGGGAGGAAGAGAGGGAGAGAAAGUAGAAGAGACAGGGAAAAAAGCUCUUCCACUUAAAAUAAAUGUACAAACCAAAAUGUUGAAAUACAUUGUCUUUGGGAUUUAUUGUUGCUAAUGGGAAAUUUUCAGUCAACAAAUCAUCGUUACUUUUUAGAUAAUGUCUGUUAUCUCUGAUAGCUUUUUAAAAAUUUCUCUCAUUCUUGCUGUAUGUCUACAUGUGGACUUUUAUUUUUAUUUCCUGUUUGGUACCAAGAGUAUACUCUCAAUUAAUAACAUGUUAUUUUAAUUCUCAAUUUUCUUAGCUCUUAUAAUUUAAAAUUUUGCUUCUGUGUAUAUAUAAAUGAGCUAAGUUUAGCUAUUAAAACACAUAGAUUACCAAGUUGGAUGAUUUUUAAAAUCCAUCUAUAUUCUACUGACAAGAUACAAGUUUAAAAGAAAAUUACACUGAAAUAUUGAAAAUAAAGAUAUAUAUCUAUAUAUACACACACACAAAA
Equus quagga is the source of this 8687-nucleotide messenger RNA. RefSeq names its product protocadherin gamma-A1-like. The transcript is spliced from 3 exons. The record is from RefSeq and is a predicted model, not a curated record. Gene Ontology annotation, molecular function: calcium ion binding. Lineage: Eukaryota; Metazoa; Chordata; Mammalia; Perissodactyla; Equidae. The coding region runs from base 4406 to 6841 and encodes 811 amino acids. Gene Ontology annotation, cellular component: plasma membrane. Gene Ontology annotation, biological process: homophilic cell-cell adhesion.